AUGUCAAACUCCAGCACGUUUGCGUCGUUCCCUUGCAACUUCUCGACGUUCCAGCAGCAGCUGCCUUGGACGUCGUGUGGCACCGGCACACCCCAAGCUUGGGGCAACCAGACAUGCGUCUACACCUACUUGUACGCUGACAUGUCUAUGACAAGCGGGCUCCUCGCCGCAGACACGUCCACAUUUGACGGCGGCGCGGCCGUGGAUGGCCUGGCCUUCGGAUGCGGCUCCUUUAACCAAGGACUGCUCGACUUCAACUCGUCCGGUACCGGCAUCACCGGCUUUGGCUGCGGCGCCCUGUCCCUUUCGUCGCAGCUCAAAGUCGACAACUUCUCGUACUGCUUCACCAACAUCACGGGGUCCACGCCCAGCGCCGUGCUGCUCGGCCUACCGGUGAACCUCUACGGCAGCGGCGGCGGCGGCGCAACCGUGCAGAUUACCCCGCUCAACAUGACAUCGACUUUCUCCUACUACCUAAAUCUACAGAGCAUCACGGUGGGGUCAACGACGCUGCAGGUGCCGAUGUCCACGUUCGCGUUGAAGGACGACAGCAUCACCAGCGGGACGAUCAUUGACUCCGACACCUCGAUCACGCUGCUUCCGUCGACCGUCUACAGCCUCCUUCAUGACGCCUUCGUCUCCCAGCUGAAUAUGAUGCCCGUGGCCGUCAGUGCAAAUUAA
Messenger RNA from Miscanthus lutarioriparius, 681 nucleotides. The record is from the annotation of a GenBank genome assembly. Lineage: Eukaryota; Viridiplantae; Streptophyta; Magnoliopsida; Poales; Poaceae.